This is a messenger RNA of Psylliodes chrysocephalus, 4576 nucleotides long. Lineage: Eukaryota; Metazoa; Arthropoda; Insecta; Coleoptera; Chrysomelidae. The record is from the annotation of a GenBank genome assembly.
CGCUCCUAAAGAAAAUAACACAUUUGUGUUGUUCUGUUUUUCUUUUCGUAAAAAAUAAAUAAUUGGCUGAAUAUCUGAAAAAUUUGAGGCCAUGUUUGGCAUGUUUAAAUCCAUAUUUCUUUUAAAAUAUUUCUAAAGUUAAAUAAUUUUAUUAUAUCUCAUUUUGCAAUAAUAAAAUAAAUCUUACAAUAUCCUACUAAAAACUUAAAACUGGAAGUGGAAAUUUAAUAUUGCCGCCAAGCGGAAACGGAUAUUCUCUACACGACAACGAAAAAACAAAUGAGUAAUGGGAAAUGGCGCUUGCUGUCGAAACGGCAAGUAUUUAUACAAAUAAUUUAAUCGAUACGAGAACGAACCGCUAGUAAACAGGGUUAAAAUGAGUGUCGAUGCGUACGGGCCUAGUUCGCAAACACUCACGUUUUUGGAUACUGAAGAUGCUGAUUUGAUAGGGGCUGAUACACAGGGCUCCGAAUGUGAUUUUACCGAUUUUACCAUCCCUUCACAAACGCAAGCCUCGCAGCACGAUCAUACAGGCCCCAAAGUUUCUGGGGUACAGAUCAGUAGCAGUAUAACCAACAAGAUUGUGACAACAACAAGUGCUCUGGGAGAAUUACAAUUUGAAGAGGAUGAUGAGGAAGGAUAUUUUAAUGCUAAAGAACUUCCAGAUUAUGCUUGCAAGUACUGUGGAAUCCAUGAACCAAACUGUGUUGUUAUGUGUAACCUCUGCAAAAAGUGGUUCUGCAAUGGUAGAGGAAACACUUCAGGAAGCCAUAUUAUCAACCAUCUGGUAAGAGCAAAACACAAAGAAGUUACCCUUCAUAAAGAUGGACCAUUGGGAGAGACUAUUUUAGAAUGUUAUAGUUGUGGAGUCCGUAAUGUUUUUGUUCUUGGUUUUAUACCUGCCAAAGCAGAUUCUGUAGUGGUACUUCUUUGUAGACAGCCAUGUGCUGCUCAGAAUUCUCUAAAGGAUAUGAAUUGGGAUCAAGACCAGUGGAAGCCUUUAAUAGCUGAUAGAUGUUUUUUGACUUGGCUUGUAAAAAUACCAUCAGAACAAGAACAAUUGAGAGCUAGACAAAUUUCAGCUCAGCAAAUAAAUAAAUUGGAAGAAUUAUGGAAAGAAAAUGUGGAUGCCACUUUUCAAGAUUUGGAAAAACCUGGUGUUGAUGAAGAACCCCAACAGGUUCUCUUACGAUAUGAGGAUGGAUACCAAUACCAAAACAUCUUUGGUCCACUGGUAAAAUUGGAAGCUGAUUAUGAUAAACGUCUUAAAGAAUCACAAACUCAAGAAAAUAUUGAAGUGCGUUGGGAUGUUGGACUCAACAAAAAAACCAUUGCUUAUUUUACUCUAGCUAAAACAGAUGGGGAUAUGAAAUUGAUGCAUGGCGAUGAACUAAGGUUAAGAUAUGUUGGAGAAAUGCAUAAAACUUGGGCUGGAGUAGGACAUGUAAUUAAAGUUCCUGAUAAUUAUGGAGAGGAUAUUGGAAUUGAGUUGAAGAAUGGAUCUGGAGCUCCUGUGGAAUGCUCAAGUAACUUUGUUGUAGAUUUUAUUUGGAAAAGUACCAGUUUUGACAGAAUGCAACUAGCACUGAGAAAAUUUGCUGUUGAUGAUGCUUCGGUCUCUGCUUACAUCUACCAUCGUCUACUAGGUCAUGAAGUUGAGGAAGUUUUAUUCAGAUGUCACUUGCCAAAACAUUUUUCAGCUCCUAAUUUGCCAGAUCUUAAUAGAUCUCAGGUUUAUGCCGUUAAACAUGCCCUUCAGCGACCUUUGUCUCUAAUUCAAGGUCCUCCAGGUACAGGAAAGACUGUGACUUCAGCCACUAUUGUGUAUCAGCUAGUUAAACAAAAUGGUGGACCGGUCCUAGUAUGUGCUCCAAGUAACACAGCGGUCGACCAACUUACUGAAAAAAUACACAAAACAAAUCUAAAAGUUGUUCGACUGUGCGCCAAAUCUCGUGAAGCCAUUGAUUCUCCUGUCAGCUUUUUGGCUCUGCAUAACCAGAUAAGAAAGAUGGAAGGUAAUACAGAACUUCAAAAAUUACAACAACUAAAAGAUGAAACUGGCGAACUGAGUUCAGUAGAUGAAAAACGUUACAGAAUGUUGAAGAAAAUGGCAGAGAAGGAACUUCUAGAAGCUGCUGAUGUUAUUUGUUGUACUUGCGUUGGUGCUGGGGAUCCCAGAUUGGUCAGAUUGAAGUUCCAUUCAAUUUUGAUUGAUGAAAGCAUGCAGGCAACUGAACCAGAAUGUAUGGUACCGGUAGUACUUGGCGUUAAACAACUUAUCUUGGUAGGGGAUCACUGUCAGCUUGGCCCCGUCGUAAUGUGCAAAAAAGCAGCCCGUGCUGGUUUAUCUCAAAGUUUAUUUGAACGUUUAGUAGUACUGGGCAUCAGACCUUUUCGUCUAGAAGUCCAAUACCGCAUGCACCCUGAAUUGUCUCGUUUUCCAUCAAACUUUUUCUAUGAGGGCAGUUUACAAAAUGGGGUGAGCGCUGAAGAAAGGAAAUUAGUCAAAAUCGAUUUCCCCUGGCCCAUAGUGGACCGUCCUAUGUUCUUUUUAGUUACACAAGGGCAAGAAGAAAUUGCUGGGUCUGGAACUAGUUAUCUGAAUCGAACAGAAGCAUCAAAUGUUGAAAAAAUUGCUACAAGAUUUCUUAGAUCGGGUGUAAAACCUGAACAAAUCGGGGUAAUCACUCCUUAUGAAGGACAACGUGCUUACUUAGUUCAAUAUAUGCAAUAUCAAGGUUCUUUACAUAGCAAACUUUAUCAAGAAAUAGAAAUCGCUAGUGUAGAUGCAUUUCAAGGUCGUGAAAAGGACAUCAUUAUUAUGUCUUGCGUACGUUCUAAUGAACAUCAAGGAAUAGGAUUUCUAAACGACCCUCGAAGAUUGAAUGUAGCAUUAACUAGAGCUAAAUACGGAAUUAUCAUUGUUGGAAAUCCUAAAGUUUUGUCCAAACAACCACUCUGGAAUCAUUUGCUGUCUUUCUAUAAAGAGCAGAAGGUAUUAGUGGAAGGUCCAUUGACUAAUCUCAAAGAAUCCCUAAUUCAGUUUGCUAAACCGAAAAAAUUGAUAAACUCUGAAAACCCAGGAUCACAUUUUAUGACUACAUCUAUGUUUGACGCCAGAGAAGCUAUGGUGCCUGGUAGCGUUUAUGAUCGCAGUGCUAACCAGAACCUAAAUGGACAAUUUAACUAUCCUAGCCACAGAGGCGUACCUUUAGAUGUUUUUGGAAGAACUCAUGAUCCCAUCAGCUAUAUAUCACCUGAACGUGCUCAAGCUGGAAUGAAUUUACCUGUACCUGUAGGAAUGUUUAUGAAUAUGGCACACAUUCCACCAAGAUUUUAUAAUCAACACCAACAAGCUUUACAAGCACGUCAGCAGCAGAACCACAGAAACAGAAAACCACCGCAAAGACAAAAAGGCAAAGGUGGCAAUUUGAGUCAGGAUCAAACUCAACCAUUCAGCCAGAGCUUGCAAUUAACACAAGGAAUGUCCCAGCCUGGGUUAUCUCAACCAGGUUUCAGUUUAAGUCAAGCUGGAUUAUCCCAGGCAGAACUUAGCCAAGACCCCUAUAUGGCUGAAUACCAAUCCCAAAUGGACGGACUUUUGUCACAAGAUUCUACUUACCAGGGAGAUAGGUCUGCCUUUUAUCAGCCGAGUGCUCAGUUCUCCCAGCCCUAUUGAUCGAGUUCGGCAGAAGAAUGACAAUAGAAUCGCGGGAGCGGUCUUCUGAAAAUUUGCAAGUGAAUGAGAUCUGAUUGUCAAAUUGUCAGUAAUGCAGCAAACAAGGUCACAAGAAGUCGACAACGGAAAAAUAUCUAAAAAAAUCGACAUAUGGAGAGAGGAAAUAUACAAAACAUCUAAAAUAAACAAAAUAAAAAAUAAUAGAAGCGAACGCCGGAUAAAAAGGUGCGUGUUCCCAAAAAAAAAAAUUCAGUCCCCCUUCGAUUAGGGGGGAUGACACUCUUCCUGUAGGUGACAUUUUUCACACCGCUGUGACUAAGAUACCUUUAUUUACAACAAAUUAUUGUAAGAUUUAUUUUAAUUUAAUGUUUUUAGUAAGUUAUUUUUGUUGGGCAUUUUUUAAGAUGGUUGGCUGUUAUUUCAUAUUACGUCGGUAAAAAAAAAAAAACCUAAAAGCGAAAAGAAAAAGUCAAUUUUCUUUAACUAUUAAUGAAAUAAAAAUCUAAAAAAACAAAAUUAAGGUAAAUAUUGUGAAUGUUUAUGGUCUUCAAAAUAAAUUUUACCGAUUUUGAAAUAAUUGCCGUCAACUUUCUGCAAAAAAAGUAAAUAAAGAAAAACCAAACAAAGGCUCAUGCCAUAAUCGGCAUAACAUAUAACUUUAUUUUUUUUUAAUUAUAUGUAAGGCAUUGAUUGCCAAAGGGUUAUUGGUUUAUAUAUAUAUUUUUUUUUUUUUUCAUUUUUCAUGGCAUUAGAAUCAUAUUAAUCUGAAAAUGAGAACUGUGCUAUGCUCAUUUCUUAUUUUACCACUACUACUCACUGCUUUUUUUAUUUUGGACCUGCUAUGCCAAGUAGUCCGUGUACUGAACUUUCCUUGUGAGUUAUAAAAUUUAUUUUGAG